AAAAACUAUAUAUUAUAAAAGUUUAUUUCAAGAAGUGUUAGCCAUGGCCAUCUCCAAAUUUCUUCUUGUUACUAUGGUUUUGAUUUCUCUACUUGUUUUUCGUCUUGUGGAAGCUUAUGGCAACGGUGACGGUGACAAUCUAGCGGUGCACACGGCUGGACCAGAGGGUGCUAACAACCCUACUUACAUCCCUACAUCAGAGUGUGGAACAGCAUGUGAGGCAAGAUGUAGUCUAGCAUCAAGACAUAAAAUGUGUUUGAGAGCAUGUGGGACUUGUUGCACUCGUUGUAAUUGUGUGCCUCCAGGAACCUCUGGGAACCAAGAUCUUUGCCCUUGUUACCGUGACAUGCUCACUCAUCAUGGCAAGCAUAAGUGUCCCUAAAUAUAUAUAUAUACACAUAUACUUAUACAUAGUAAUAUAUGUAUGACAUAAAACUUUUAAGAAGUGAUCUAAAUAAAAUGCGAUAAAUUUUAGGAGA
Molecule: messenger RNA, 479 nt
Organism: Solanum pennellii
Lineage: Eukaryota; Viridiplantae; Streptophyta; Magnoliopsida; Solanales; Solanaceae
Product: gibberellin-regulated protein 1-like
Exons: 3
Coding region: 44-382 (112 amino acids)
Source: RefSeq, a predicted model, not a curated record